AUGUCGCCUAUUGCUAUGCCUGUAGCCUUGGAUUUACAAUUCGCUCCGCUUCUAGACACACUCCGUACGGCACCUACUGCCCCGGAUGCCAAGGCCGCUGCAGACCGCCUUGCUCGAGAAAUAUCAAAAGUUGGCCUUGAGGCCCUCAGUGACGCGCAUAUCUUAACCACCUUGCACUCAUUCGCUACGAACAAGAAGUCGGGAUAUGAGCGCGAAUCCGCAGCUGUUGCAUUCCAGUCGAUGGGCACCACAAUUGGGUCGCCUGUGGCUCCAUUAUUGCUGCCUUCCCUCCCUGUUCUCUUCGAACUAUAUAUGGACAAAGGCGAUGUUGUCCGUUCAGCCGCUAGUGCUGCUGUCAAAUCAAUCCUGAAGCACUUUCCGCCCGAAUCUACACGAGUUGUAUUCCGUGCCUUGGAAGACAUUCUUGAGAAUGGAAAAUGGCGAACCAAAGUUGGCGUCUUAGAUGCAAUCAGAAGCUUCACAACUUCAGCGAAAGAUGCAGUUGCGAAUGAACUUGGGAAUACUAUUCCUAAGGUUGAAAUAGCGAUGCACGAUACGAAGCAAGAGGUUUCUUCUGCCGCCAUCAAAUGCGCGACUGCUCUGUGUUCAACUCUUGCGAACCCUGAUCUCAGUCCUCACAUACCCUCGUUAGUCAAAUGUAUGGCAAACCCGGAAGCAGUGCCUGCAUGUAUCAAAGCACUGUCUUCCACAACUUUCGUCGCCGAAGUCACUGCACCUGCCCUAGCCGUGCUUGUUCCUCUUCUAAAUCGCGCUUUGAGCGAUCGAUCGAUGGAGGUUCAGCGCAGAACCGUGGUUGUGGUAGACAACCUGGUCAAACUUGUCCGAGAACCAAAAAUUGCAGCUACUUAUCUGAGCCCAUUGGUAGAUGGUGUAGAGAAGAUUGCAAAAGGUGCUGCGUUUCCUGAGGUUCGCGCCUUCGCUGAAACGGCCCUCGAUACCCUUUACAAAUCGGGUGCAUCUAAAGACGGUCCCCCUCCUGCUCGUCGGGAUAUAGAUGCAGAGACAUCUUCUGCCUUUUCAUCUCUUCAAUCCCUCCUUCCCGCAGUGUUUACGUCAAGCACCAUAGAGCUUGGAAACGGAAGUCGCACUCCCCGACAUCCGUUAUUAGCGCGUACUUUAGAAUUUGAGGCAUCAUUGGUUGCCGACUUAGUCCACGACAGAAGGUUUACUGAUUCCUCUGUCUGGAAUCGAUGCGUGGGAGCGUGUCUUGCUCCAUGGUUUUCGGGUGGAGCUCAGGAUGCGACGAAGUUUGCGGAGUCGGUUCGGCUCCAUUUUCAUGCUAUCGACAAGGCCAAAUAUGCUAUGGGGCCAACCAACGCAGACGACGAGGGAGAACUUCUCUGCGAUACUCAGUUCUCUCUCGCAUACGGUGCACUUCUUCUACUCUCGCACACUCAAUUACGGCUCGUACGUGGUCGCCGAUAUGGUAUCUUGGGCACGAAUGGAUCUGGGAAAUCGACCCUCAUGCGGCAAUUGCGCGAUGGCAAAGUAGAGAAUUUCCCACCUCAAGAUCAGCUGAAGUGCGUAAUGGUGGAGCAUUCACUGCAGGGAGAGGAUACGACGCUUUCGGUAAUUGAUUUCGUCGCAUCAGACAAGGCACUCUCUGGCAUUCCGCGAUCCAGGAUUAGAGACCAGUUACUUGAAGUUGGUUUUGAUGAUGCCAGGCAAUCGGAGAUUGUGGGCGGGUUGUCCGGCGGCUGGAAGAUGAAACUCGAACUUGCGAGGGCUAUGCUGUACAAUGCUGACCUUCUGUUGCUCGACGAGCCCACUAACCACUUGGAUCGCGCUUCUGUUCAGUGGCUUGAGCAAUACCUCAUGGCUCAGAAAAAAGUCACAUGUCUCAUCAUCAGUCAUGACUCUGGUUUCCUUGAUACAGUCACAACUGAUAUCAUUCACUACGAAAUGAAGAAGCUGGUCUACUAUCGUGGAAAUCUAUCUACAUUUGUUGAAAAACACCCAGAAGCGAAAUCGUAUUAUACACUUGCUGCUACCUCAGUGAAGUUCGCUUUCCCGCCUCCUGGGUCCUUGAUGGGGGUUAGAAGCAAUACUCGUGCCAUUUUGAAAAUGACCAAUUGCACAUUCACCUACCCUGGACGUAAAACUCCCAGUCUAUUUAACGUCAGCUGUGCGCUGUCGUUGUCGAGCCGGGUUGGAAUCAUUGGUCCUAACGGUGCUGGAAAGUCAACGCUUGUGAAACUCUUGACAGGUGAGACUGAACCGCAAGAAGGCACGGUCUACAAGCACCCCUCACUCCGUAUUGGUUAUGUGUCACAGCAUGCCACACACCAUAUUGAACACCAUUUGGAGAAGACUCCCGUUCAAUAUAUCCAGUGGCGCUUCCAGGAUGGCCAUGAUCGGGAGGUCUUGGAGAAAGCAACACGUGCUCUCACGGAUGAGGAGAAGGCCCUCCUAGAUACCGAUUUCGUCGGAAAGAACGGACAGAGGCGAAAGCUCGAGUUGAUAAUGGGUCGUCAGAAAUUGAAAAAGUCUUUACAAUAUGAAAUCAAAUGGCGCGGACUGGAUCACAGGUUCAACACGUGGAUCCCAAGAGAGGAGCUCAUAGAGAAAGGGUUUACCAAGUUGGUUCACCAGUUCGAUGAUCUUGAGGCCUCCAGAGAAGGAGCUGGUCAACGUGACACGUCCGCACACAUUGUGCGUAAGCACUUGGAAGAUAUCGGGCUCGAUGGAGAUAUAGCUCAGUACAAUGAAAUUUCUGGUUUAUCUGGAGGCCAGAAAAUCAAGCUAGUCAUUGCUGCAUGUCUAUGGAAUAACCCUCAGAUUUGCGUAUUGGAUGAACCGAGCAAUUUCUUGGACCGGGAAGCACUGGGUGGUCUUGCUGUCGCAAUUCGGGAUUGGGCUGGUGCAGUUGUUAUCAUUUCUCACAAUGAGGAGUUCGUCACUGCACUAUGUCCCGAGAUCUGGAACGUCGAUUUGGGUCGUAUGACACACAAGGGUAAAAUAGCUGUCGUGGAAGAUGCGUUCGCAGUGAAGUCGCCCAAAGGCAGUGGUACCAACACGCCGGCGCGUUCUCGAUUGCAGAGCCCUGUCGCCUCUACCGCCGGAACGCCAGCUGGUAGUGGGGCUGAAGACAAAGCUGCCGGCUCAGUCCCUGCGAAGAAGAAAAAGAAGCUGACCCGAAACCAGAUGAAAGCGCAGGAGGAGCGCAGGAGGCUGAGAAAACUCCACUGGCUUACCCAUGGCGGGCAAAAACCUGAGGAUACCGACAGUGAUGCCUAA
This is a messenger RNA of Fibroporia radiculosa, 3258 nucleotides long. RefSeq lists its product as uncharacterized. The transcript has 21 exons. The coding region runs from base 1 to 3258 and encodes 1085 amino acids. Gene Ontology annotation, molecular function: ATP binding; ATP hydrolysis activity. The record is from RefSeq and is a predicted model, not a curated record. Lineage: Eukaryota; Fungi; Basidiomycota; Agaricomycetes; Polyporales; Fibroporiaceae.